GUCAAAUGCAUUAACACUAAACCUACCAGCCGUCUUAACAUCAUUUUACAAGUCACCUAUUUAUAGUAUACAAUACCAAGUGGUUAAAAAAACAGUUUAUUACGAGCAGUCAUAUUUAUCCUCAAAAUCUGUGUGAGAUAUUUAUUCUAUCACCUGUUUAGCUUCGGAAUUAAGCGCCAUCAUGAGCCCCCAAACCGUACGAGAAGAGCAACUACCGCUUAUCCAUCCUCCCCCAUCCAAUUCAGAGCCAGGGGAAACAUUUCCUUAUAAAUAUCAUGAUACGCGGUUUCCCGGUAUCAGGCGCCCAUUGUAUGAUAGCUGCACACGACCUGAAGAUCACUUCAAAUCUAAAAAGCGGUCACGUAGUAAUUCACUUGAUGCCAGUUUACUUCGUAUAAAAAACCACGAAUCACAUUUCGCGUCAAAGUCCCCCCCUAUAGGAGUUACCAGGACAAGGUCGGGAGAACCGCCCCAAAUAAUUCCUAACACAUCUUCACUACAAGUAUCCCCGGUCGAGAACAUCGACAUUCGACCACCUACUGUCAAGGAAUUCAUUUCCCGAAAAGAUCCCAAGAUAGCCGCCUGGCUUGAUAUUGACGACCCGAGACCACCAACUCUAGUAAAGUCUUAUCCGACAUACGCGACCUCAGACUCCAUCACAAUGGACGGUACUCAGACUACAACCGGUAAACGCAAGGGAUAUGAUUUAAUGAAUGAAAGAUUUCGGUCCCAUACUCUCGGUCUUAAUUCGAUCGAGAUACAAGAAAGCUACACUAAGGUUCCAGAGUGGGUUCAGAGGCAGCUGAACGAGAUACAUGCUUGCCCAAUAGAUGACAUUCCCAACAAUAUACACGGGAUACAUAGGAGAUAUUCGAAUGUUGCUACUGAGGGAACAUACGAGGCUGAGUAUGUCGAUGAACUUAUUAAGGCUUUCGACCUCAUGCGUGAAAACUGGGUUGAAGUUAGAAAGACGAAAGCUUCACAGGAUACCAAUAACCCUCCGGGUCUUACGGCUUUUAAUGACGAUAGAGAAAUCCAAAAUCGUAUAGAACUUGAACAAUUAGAGACAUUAAAACAUGCCGUUUCCGCAGAUACAGAAGACCCCGAGGCCUCUCUAUCCACGAGUCUGCUUAAGUAUAACAUUAGAGUUCCAUUUCUUCCCGAAACUUGCUCCCUAAGGAAAUGGAAAAGGCCAUUGAUGAUCCCGGUGCCGGAUAUACUUUUCGAGUAUAAAUCUUCGCGCAUACCCGAGAUGUCUGAUCUAGACGAAAGAGCAUCGGAUACAUAUGCCUGCCAAUGUUUCUGGCCUAAUAAUAGUAACCUUUGUUUUCCGUAUAUGGUCCUAGAAAUAAAAGGGCACAGGGAAUCCAUAAUCAAAGCCGAGAAUCAAGAGAUUAUUAGUGGCCGGAUAUCCUUAGAUACUACUUGGCCGAUACUUGGAAACCGAGAUAUGGUUUUUCUUAUUAGCACAACGCCAUACCUUGCACACAUUUCCGUCAUGUGGAGGGAUAUAAGCCAGGCUACGCAACAGCCGUAUUACAAAGUGAAGUUCCUCACCGGUUUUGCCUUGAUGAAACUCGAAGAAUUUAAAGGAUUCCGAACAUUAUUGUAUCGUAUACAAUAUUGGGCGGAAACGAACAAGCUAAAGCAAAUCCAACAAGGAUUGAAAAAAAUGGAAGGACGAACUAGCACAACGUAUAUAAUCGAAACCAAGUUGAGAUUCACUUUAUUUUUAUUUUCAAGAGAUAAUUGACUAACCUAGGUUAACGGCUUGCUAAAUGACUGUCUGAUUAGGUUGUAUGUAUCUCUCAAGGUAGGUAGGUAGGUAGUCAACCCUAUUAGGUGACUUGAACACUCUAUUUUCUCGUAAUUGUUAGUGUCGCUGGUUCUCACGAUUUCACGAUUUCACGAUUUCACGAUUUCACGAUUUCACGAUCUCAACAUAGAUGAUCAAUCAAUUCGUCAGCAAUUCUCAUUAAUAUGACUGCCUUCAACAUCCCAAUCAGUACCACGUAUCGGCUGUGUGACAUGAUGUCUUACGUGACGCAAGUGGGCUCCGCUCGCUUUCACGAAUUGGCCCGAGGUUACCUGAGAUAAUGUCUGUCAUGGCAUUAGUGACUACCAAUGAUACGGCUUCAAUGCGCGGGUUACAUUAAACCAUGGGGGGGUG
Molecule: messenger RNA, 2170 nt
Organism: Daldinia decipiens
Lineage: Eukaryota; Fungi; Ascomycota; Sordariomycetes; Xylariales; Hypoxylaceae
Exons: 1
Source: RefSeq, a predicted model, not a curated record